AUGGAGAAUAGGCAUGUUUCGCGCAAUCCCUCGUUCAUUGAAAGUUUUCGGGUCGUUUUUGAGGACACCAAAUGUCCUCAGGAGGUCGGUGCCGCUGUCAUUCACUUUCCUUCGACCAGCUGUUCAAACGAUCAAUCAAAAUGCGCGACUAUUCUCUUCUCAAGAAUUUUGGAAGUUGAAAUGGAUCUUGCUGGAAGUAUAGCCCCGGAAGAUAUGGAUGAGACAGAGGGACCAGCGAAAGAACCCGAAGGCCCUCUUGACGCUAGGCCGGAGUUUAAGAUUCGGUUAAAGAAGCCAAGCGGUAGUUCAGUUUUAUUCCACUGCAGCUUCCCGUCAAAGUUCACUGAAGACGUAAGCCCUGGAGCAGCUACCUUUUCGGUGGAUAUGGUCGAAAUGGAGCGUCUUCCGGGGUACUUCGUCUAUACUGACCUGUUUGAUGACAAUUUGUAUGAACACACCGUGCGUCUCUUGACCGACCGAGGAAUCGACAGCGACUUCCAGCGCCAGCUUCAAGACUUCGCAACAUCCGAGGAACAUAAACUUUACACACGAUUCCUAAAAGAGUUUAAGUCAUACUGCAAAGAAUAA
This is a messenger RNA of Dibothriocephalus latus, 588 nucleotides long. Lineage: Eukaryota; Metazoa; Platyhelminthes; Cestoda; Diphyllobothriidea; Diphyllobothriidae. The record is from the annotation of a GenBank genome assembly.